Drosophila suzukii is the source of this 927-nucleotide messenger RNA. RefSeq names its product Proliferating cell nuclear antigen 2 (gene PCNA2). Gene Ontology annotation, molecular function: DNA binding; DNA polymerase processivity factor activity. The record is from RefSeq and is a predicted model, not a curated record. Gene Ontology annotation, biological process: leading strand elongation; mismatch repair; translesion synthesis. Gene Ontology annotation, cellular component: PCNA complex. NCBI's taxonomy places the organism in Eukaryota, Metazoa, Arthropoda, Insecta, Diptera, Drosophilidae.
UCUCUCCGACAGCCCAACAGCUGACUAACUUCAGAAUGUUUAUUUACGAUUGUGAAAUUAACGGGAUAAUUUAACGAUUGUUACAAUUUAAAAAUGUUGGAGGCGCGCUUAAGUCCGACUUUGCUCCUAAAGAAGAUAAUUGAGGCCCUAAAAGAGAUUAUCGCCCAGGGAACGUUGGAUUGCAGCGAUUCUGGCUUACAGCUCCAGUCGAUGGAUAAUUCGCAUGUGUCACUAGUGGUUCUAAGUCUGCAAUCGGAUUGUUUCGUGAAGUACCGCUGUGAUCGAAACGUCUCCCUGGGAUUGGACCUCAAAUCCCUGGCCAAGGUGCUUAAGUGCGCCAAUAGCGACGAUACGGUCACAAUUAAAGCCAUCGACAAGCCGGACAAAAUUCAACUCAUCUUCGAAUCGGAUGGCAAGGAACGGACGGCGGAUUACGAACUCAAGCUGCUGAAUCUGGACCAGGAUCACUUGGGAAUCCCGGACACGGACUACUCCUGCGUCGUUCAGUUGCCCUCGAUGGAGUUUGCCCGCAUUUGCCGAGACAUGAGCAUGUUCAGUGAAUCCCUGACGAUCGCCUGUUCCAAGCAGGGCAUCAAGUUCUCGGCCAACGGAGAUUUGGGUUCGGCCAAUAUCCAAUUGAGCGAGGGCACCAAAAUGGACGUGACCAUCGAGGUUAAGGAUCCAUUAACCCAGACCUUCGCCGGUCGUUACCUGAACACUUUCACCAAGGCCACUCCGCUGGCGGAUCGCGUGAAGAUAUGUCUAGCCCCCGAGGUUCCCCUGCUGGUGGAGUACCCCAUUGAGGAUUAUGGCUACAUUCGAUACUAUCUCGCACCCAAGGUGGAUGAUCCCGACUCGUAACUGUUAGAUCAUUAAUUUUACUUUCUUCUAACGCAAUUUAUAUAAAUAAUCAAAACCAAAAAUGGA